GUUAUGUGUCACGACUUCAUUUGUUUACAGGCAACCGAUUUGUGUGAUAGUUCCCAUUGUUCCGAUCAAAUUUUAAUAUUGUAUUAGGACUUUAACAAAUAAAAUAAAUAAAACAGAAUGAAGAAAAUGUGGGUGAAACGGGAGAGUCUGUACCACAAACCAUUUUACAAACAGAAGCUGAAAAUGUCCUUGUGUUUUGUUAUGUUAAUGGGAAUCAUUUUCUUUGCUUAUCAAAUAUUUUACAUGAAUCAAUUACAAUUUACAAUAUCUCCGAAUAAAUCGAGAAUAACGAUGCCAAUGCAUACAAACGUCAAUUCAAUGUCAUCAGAGGCUCAACACCAGGACGACUCUGGUCGAAAGAAAAUCAUCAGGGGUAUUCGACUUAGAGACUAUGACCUGUACAAUCCUAGCCUGAUGGCCAUGUUUAAGUGUAUGAAAACCGGUGUGCUGAUACCGAUUGAAAAGGUCAACGAUGACUACUGUGAUUGUCCGGAAGACGGAAGUGAUGAGCCAGAAACAAAUGCUUGUGCACAUGGACAUUUCUACUGCACGUAUCAGAAAAGAUUCAAAAUUGGUCGUUCGUUAGAAAUAUCCAUUCCGAGUAGUAGGAUUAACGAUGGCAUUUGUGACUGCUGUGAUGGCUCUGAUGAAUGGUUACCUGAUAGAAAUGACAAACUCUUGGACUGCCCUUACUUUUGUUAAUUAAAUGAGUGAGAACGUU
Bradysia coprophila is the source of this 721-nucleotide messenger RNA. RefSeq lists its product as uncharacterized. The record is from RefSeq and is a predicted model, not a curated record. Gene Ontology annotation, molecular function: protein binding. Gene Ontology annotation, biological process: N-glycan processing. NCBI's taxonomy places the organism in Eukaryota, Metazoa, Arthropoda, Insecta, Diptera, Sciaridae. Gene Ontology annotation, cellular component: glucosidase II complex.